AUGGCCUCCAAAUGCCAAUCGUAUCAUGUACUUUUCACCCGGAAGACGAGCCAGACGGUUCGCACCGGUGUCGAGCUUGAAGACAGCAAAAUGCAGUACAUAUAUGGCUACAUUGACUGCAUAUUGUGUAGCGCGAUCAACAACGCAAUCCAUCGAGAGCCAGAGUUGCAUCAGCAGCUCGAUGACCGGGCUGUCUACGUCCCAGAUUUCCAGUUACAAGAGGCUCUUCGCUGGGCAGUGGCGGACGUGGCAGGAGUCAUGGAGGAGCAAGUGGUAGUUUCCACGGAGGACAUGUUUGCACCUUGCGGGCGUGGACUUCAACAAGCUGCCUUUAAUGUCUCGGAGGUUGUGACCAGCUACGAGAUUCGCAUUCCAAGUUCUGUGGAAGGGGAGGAGAAAUCCGUAGAGAUCGCGGAGCAGGUGCGAGCUGCUCUUGACGCUGCGACGAAAACGGGGCUUGCAGCAAAGAUCAAAGAGGCUUUCCUCCUGCAGUCCGAGUUGGCUGAAGUGGCCGUUGCGGUGUCCAUACUGGGCGAGCCUCUCUUGGAGGUGCUGCAGACUACUUUCGCAGAGGUCCCACCUGCCACAGAAUCGAAGUAUCCGAGCCUUGUGCCAGAGGCUGUGACCAUUAGCAGUGCAAGCGCAUCAAUUCUGGCUAUCAUGGUGCUCAUACUUUACUGGCGCCAAAGCAGCAAGCACCCGACAUCUGUCGGAGAAAGCAGCUCAGUGUCAUUUGUUGGUGUCACGCCAGCAGACGCUGACGCAAUGUCGCCGCAGUUUAAGGAGGAUGUCAUGUUGAGUUCCAUUGACAUCUUUGAUGAGCAAAUGCCAGCAGCUAGCCAGCAGAGCUUUCCGCUGUCCAGCAAGAGCUUUCCGACUCAGAAGGCUCAGCCAGAGAGCGGCAAACAGGUGCCCUCUCCCCGCCCCACGCGGCGCAAAGUCUGGCGAGCAGUUCCGAUUCCGCGCGAUGGCGGGGAGAAGGAGGAGGAGGAACCGCGGCGAGGCCGUGCCAAGCGCAAGGCGCGGCGGGCCUCGCCCCAAUCCGGCCGCGCACAACCAACGGAGCUGCAUGGUAUAGUGGUGGAGGACCCACAGGUGCAUCACUGCGCAGAAGGCAUCUCUCCCGGAGAUCACGAAGCUUGA
Messenger RNA from Symbiodinium natans, 1143 nucleotides. The record is from the annotation of a GenBank genome assembly. NCBI's taxonomy places the organism in Eukaryota, Dinophyceae, Suessiales, Symbiodiniaceae.